Molecule: messenger RNA, 1754 nt
Organism: Oncorhynchus tshawytscha (Chinook salmon)
Lineage: Eukaryota; Metazoa; Chordata; Actinopteri; Salmoniformes; Salmonidae
Gene: septin12
Product: septin 12
Biological process (GO): cytoskeleton-dependent cytokinesis
Cellular component (GO): septin complex; cell division site; microtubule cytoskeleton
Molecular function (GO): GTPase activity; GTP binding; molecular adaptor activity
Source: RefSeq, a predicted model, not a curated record
GGGGGAAGGAGAGAAGUGGAUGAGGAGAGGGGAGUGUGAGGGGGAAGGAGAGAAGUGGAUGAGGAGAGGGGAGUGUGAGGGGUAAGGGCCCUCGGUGCCUUCAAUAAUGGCCUACCGUCUCAAAGGAAUCACAACAGACACAACUAAGGUGCUGGAGCAGGAGAUACCCGCCUCGAUGAAGGAGAGAGGGAUGGAGGAAGUAAAACAGUCAGCAGUAGAAGACAAAGCAGCAGCAGAGGAAGCUGUGGAGGAGAGAGUAGCUCAGGAGAAGACAGAGGAUAGCACAGCAGAUAAUAAAGAGACGGAGGAGAGAGAGAUGGAGGGAGAGGUAGAGGUCGUGACCCCUUGCCCUACAGAGAGCCAUGGUCUCCAGGGAACCAUUAAAGGUCAUGACCUCUUCGGCUACGUGGGCAUCGAGGCUGUUCUGGACCAGAUGAGACGCAAGACCAUGAAGGCUGGCUUCGAGUUCAACAUCAUGGUCGUGGGUCAGAGUGGACUAGGGAAGUCUACCCUGGUCAACACUCUGUUCAAGUCUAAAGUCAGCCGCAAGUCCUGCAGCCCUAACUACGAAGAGAAGAUCUCCAAGACUGUCAAACUGCAGUCCGUCAGCCAUGUGAUAGAGGAGAAGGGAGUGAAGAUGAAGCUCACAGUGAUUGACACGCCAGGAUUUGGAGACCAGAUAAACAACGAGAACUGGUCCUCCCUAGUGAGUUAUGUUAAUGAGCAGUAUGAGAGGUACCUGAGAGAGCUGUACGUCAACAGGAAGCCGAGGAUCCCUGACACACGCGUCCACUGCUGUGUCUACUUCCUGCCUGCCACCGGACACUGGUUACGUCCCAUAGACGUGGAGUUCAUGAAAAGGCUGGGGAAGAUAGUCAGCAUCGUACCGAUCAUCGCGAAGGCAGAUACACUUACCAUGGAGGAGAGACAAGAGUUUAAACAGAGGAUAAGACAGGACCUGAAGGCCAAUGGGAUCCGAGUCUACCCUCAGACUGAGUACGACGAAGAUCCAGAGGACAGGAUACUCAACGACAAGAUCAGGGAAAACAUUCCGUUUGCGGUGGUGGGGACAGACAAGGAACACCAGGUAAACGGGAACAAGGUCCUGGGCAGGAAAACCAAAUGGGGCAUCAUAGAGGUUGAAAACGUGGCACAUUGUGAGUUUACCAACUUGAGAGAUCUGCUGAUUAGGUCCCACCUGCAGGACCUGAAGGACGUGACCCACAACAUCCACUAUGAGACAUUCCGCGUCAGGAGACUGAACGAGAGUAACCUGACCGUCCACGGUCUGGCCCUGUCCUGCUUUCCAAUGGAGAACGGGACCCACGGAACCAACGGAACCUCGGACAGGAGCGAAUCAGAGAGCCACCUCUGAGGGGGAAUCACAGAGUGCGUCGCACACAGCAGCAGCUCCAGCUUCCUGCUCACAGCUUCCUGUUUCCUGUUUUGACUGCAAAAUGGUUGGUCGACCGUUUCCCCCAAUCGGAACACGAGAAAGAGAGCGAAAGAAAGAGGAACUCUUUUUUUUUAACAAAGGAGAGAUGUUUUCGUUGGCCACCACACCUUGGAUUUUGAACAUUUUAUUGAGUUUUACUAAAGACAUUAUUGAUAAGAAAUGCAUUUAAACUUCAUAUAUGAAUAUAUUUUCUCAGAAUGAGUUUAUAUGUCCUGGAAGCAGGGUCACACGGGGCUGGAAGAGCAGAGAUACAUGGAGAGAGAAAAACAGAGGGGGAGAGUGAGGGAUGGAGAGGGGA